Messenger RNA from Echinops telfairi (small Madagascar hedgehog), 528 nucleotides. RefSeq names its product mesencephalic astrocyte-derived neurotrophic factor-like. Gene Ontology annotation, biological process: dopaminergic neuron differentiation; neuron projection development. Gene Ontology annotation, cellular component: endoplasmic reticulum. The record is from RefSeq and is a predicted model, not a curated record. Lineage: Eukaryota; Metazoa; Chordata; Mammalia; Afrosoricida; Tenrecidae.
CAGUGGCUGCGACCAAGGAGGAGGAUGUGGACCACGCACGGGUUGGCAGUGGCUCUGGCUUUGAGCUUGUUGCCGGGAGGCCGGGCGCUGCAGCCAGGCAACUGCGAAGUGUGCGUUUCUUUUCUGGGAAGAUUCUACCAGGACCUGAAGGACAGAGAUGUCACGUUCUCCCCGGCCACUAUUGAAAAAGAAGAGAAUUGUUUGUGCUAUUACAUCAGGGCCACAGACGAUGCGGCCACCAAGAUCAUCAACGAGGUGUCGAAGCCCCUCGCCCACCACACCCCCGUGGAGAAGAUCUGUGAGAAGCUCAAGAAGGACGGCCAGAUCUGCGAGCUCAAGUACAACAGGCAGAUCGACCUGAGCAGCGUGGAUCUGAAGAAGCUCCGGGUUAAAGAGCUGAAGAAGGUACUGGACGACUCGGGAGAGACGUGCAAAGGCUGUGCCGAGAAGUCCGACUACAUCCGGAAGGUUCAUGAACUGAUGCUGAAAUACGCGCCCAAGGCGGCCAGUUCUCAGACUGAUUUGUAG